Cylicocyclus nassatus is the source of this 1853-nucleotide messenger RNA. NCBI's taxonomy places the organism in Eukaryota, Metazoa, Nematoda, Chromadorea, Rhabditida, Strongylidae. The record is from the annotation of a GenBank genome assembly.
AUGAGAGCUCUGCUAAUCGCCACACUCCUCUUUCAAGAGACACUAGGAUGGUAUUAUGGUCGGCCCGAUCCUGGCUCCAGCACUCAAGGAGGAGUAUGGCCCUUGCCUUGGACAAUUUCGUAUGACACCUAUAAUCAUACCGUAAACCCUGGACAGUUUCACUUCGUUUCCAAAAUAGGUAGCUGCGAUGUUAUCGACAAGGCAAUGUCUCGAUACGAAAAGCUUGCUUUUCCUCUAUAUGAUCCGUCUUCGUACAAUGAUUCGCCAGCAACGUUGACUACUCUCUCAAUAAGUGUCGCAAAAGGCUGCACUUCGGGUUAUCCACAGUUCGAUAUGGAUGAGAGCUACAACAUCAACGUCGAUAGAUCGAAGGGAAUAGCAACUCUGACUGCAAACGAAGUAUGGGGCGCUCUUAGGGGAUUGGAGACAUUUAGUCAGCUUGUAUUCCAACCUAAGAAAAAUCAGUAUCGAGUUCGGGCCGCUACCGUAGCCGACUCUCCUCGUUUUCCUCACAGAGGCGUGAUGAUUGACUCUGCAAGACACUUUCUUCCCGUUGGUGCUCUUCUACAGAACUUGGAUCUCAUGGCACAAAAUAAGAUGAAUGUGUUGCACUGGCACUUAGUUGACAGCGAGUCUUUCCCUUACACGUCUGUGGUGUUCGCGAAUCUCUCCCAACUGGGAGCUUACACGCCUGCCCACAUCUACUCGACCGAUGAUAUUCGAAAAGUGUUGGAUUACGCUCGUUUAAGGGGAAUACGAGUGAUUCCAGAAUUCGACACUCCAGGUCAUUUCGGAGCAUGGGGGAAGGCAAUGCCACAUCUUUUACCUACAUGCUAUAAUUCACAAGGCUUCAUCAGCGAACUAUCCAAUAUUUUGGAUCCUACCCUAGAUGACACCUACAACUUUUUAGCCAGCUUCUUCACUGAGGCACUAACGCUUUUUAAAGAUAACUACAUGCAUUUUGGUGGAGACGAGGUUGCUAGCGAUAUGCAGCAAUGCUGGGCAAAUAAUGCCGAAGUUACCAAACGAAUGAAAGCAAUGGGCUUCUCAAGCACAAGCCAACUGCUCGAUUACUACUGGAAAAAGCUAUUCUCUAUAAUAGACAAAGCACGCAUUGGCACCGCUAAAGUCGUGUGGCAAGAAGUCUUGGAUAUGAGCGUGCCGGCAAAUACUUCCAUUGCUCAUGUUUGGAAGGGCGGUAGCAUAGACGAGAUUAUGAACGAGAUGGCUUCGGUUACUGCAAAUGGACAUAGAGCAAUUCUCUCCAGUUGUUGGUACUUGAACUACAUAAAGUAUGGUGCUGAUUGGGGAUAUGUUGACAACAGCAAUAUGCGCCUUCGCGGGCUCUACUAUGAAUGUGAUCCUACCAACUUUCAAGGAACGGCGGCUCAAAAGGCGCUUGUACUUGGAGGAGAAGCCGCAAUGUGGGGAGAAUUUGUGGACGCCACGAAUCUCAUACAACGUCUUUGGGGUGUUUCCGCAGUUUUUCCAACUGGUUUGGAAGCGAUAGGACUCCAUCUGUCUUAUAGACGCUUAGCGAAGCCUCGAGCUUCGGCUGUGGCAGAACGGCUUUGGUCAGAUCCUAGUGCAACCUUUUCGGCUGAUGCAGCAUGGCCUCGCCUUCACGAGUUCCGCUGUCGAAUGACGAAUCGUGGAUUUCCGACGGAACCUCCCAAUAACCCCGAUUAUUGUCCUUUUGAGUGGAAUCCAAAUUACACUGAACUUUGAGCAGAGUGACAGAACCUCGUUAUAUUAUGUUGUGCAUAAAAUGAGUCAUUCUUGCGCGCGUGACAUUCCUCAACUCGCGUGCUCCCGCCGAGUGUAUAAUAUGUUCCAGUUAAAAGGUCUGCGAG